AUGCAGAUAGCAACUGAUAUAAUUUGUGGAUUUACUGAUAUGUUCUACAAUUUUAGAUGGUCAACCUUAUCCAGGAGUAUGAGUUUUCCCAAGUUCACAUAUAUCACAAUUCUAUCCUCGGCCGGGAACACCAGCUGCAAGGAUGAAAAUGGUAAAGUGGAGAGGAUGUGGAUUACAGAAAUUGCCACAGACGGAACUCACUUGGUGGCCCACUCAAAGGGAUACAUUCAGGUGCUGGUAGUUGGGCAGGAAAGCAUGUUGGGGACUUCAACCAUAGUGAAGAUAACGUCUGUUGGAAGAUGCUGUGGACAUACUGAGGAGAAGAUUGUUUCGGUUCCCAGGAAUGUCCCAAGGCCAAGUGAAUAUAGUAGCCAAAACCUCAUUGGAUGGUUACUUCGAAAGCGGAAGAACAGUUUUCACAAAAAGAUGGAAAAAGAAACAGAUUUGGAAUAUGAAGAAAAUCCAGGAACUUCUCAUCAUGGGUGCAAUUGGGGUCCUGUUGAUAAAGCUCUUUUUGGUGGAAUUCUUGGGAACUUAUUGACAAUAAUUGCUUUAUUUUUGUACCUAGGCUCUAGAAGCUUGUCUUCUAAAUGA
Messenger RNA from Fraxinus pennsylvanica, 594 nucleotides. The record is from the annotation of a GenBank genome assembly. Lineage: Eukaryota; Viridiplantae; Streptophyta; Magnoliopsida; Lamiales; Oleaceae.